Molecule: messenger RNA, 952 nt
Organism: Alnus glutinosa
Lineage: Eukaryota; Viridiplantae; Streptophyta; Magnoliopsida; Fagales; Betulaceae
Exons: 6
Coding region: 107-871 (254 amino acids)
Biological process (GO): DNA replication; DNA repair; DNA recombination
Cellular component (GO): nucleus
Molecular function (GO): DNA binding
Source: RefSeq, a predicted model, not a curated record
CUUAUCAUCAACAAGCGCAACAAGGAUUUACAUCAAUCUUGAUAUUCCAGAAGUUGAUACAGUUAUUGACAAGUUGAAGAACGUUGCAAUAGUAGAAGUGAAUCAAAUGAAGAUUGAACAACCACCAAUAAUACCAACUAGAGAACUUGCCUUACACAAUAGGAAGACAAUUGCAGAGAUAAAAGAAAUGGAAGGGAACUCUGAAGUGAAGGAAAUAUUCUACACAUGUUUAUGCAAAGUUGAAAGAAUAGACAACAAGUAUGGCUGGUAUUAUAUUGGUUGUAUAACAUGCAAGACGAAGGUUAAGUUUAAAGAAGGAAUUUUUUGGUGUGAACGUUGUCAAGCGGAACCGAAAUUCAGCGUGCCAAGGUAUAGGAUACAAAUUGAAGUAUCAGAUACAACAGAUUCAACAAGAUUCAUUAUCUUCGACAAAGACGCUGAACAACUUAUAGGCAAAACUGCAAAGGAACUUGCCGAUUUGCAAGAUGAGAAUUUGAAAGACAAUAUCGUGCCAAAAGAAAUCGAAGCAAUUGUUUCCAGAGAAUAUGUCUUCCAAUUGAAACUCAAUGAAUAUAAUUUGAAAAAAGGUUGGGAAAAUUAUACUGUUUAUAGAAUCUUUGAAGCGCAAGUUGCAAAAGAAGCUAACAUCCAUAAGGAAACUCCAAUUGUAAAGAUUAGGGGCUCUAGCUCCAAACAAGAAGAGGAAUAUGACGUUGUUAGCCAAACAAUAGAGAACGAACAAAUGUUUAGUAAAGAUUCUUCCUUGCAUUCUUCCCUACCUAUAGAAGACACAGAGUCGGAUGAUGAUUCAAUACCUCUCAAGUUUCUUUACAAGCGAUUCAAAACUACUAAGAAGAAGACUUAUCAUUAAUUGAUUUGCUCCAAAAUUAAUGUCUACAAAUGAACUCCUGUUUAUAUUUUUAUGUGCAGUUUGUAUUCUACAAUAUUUAUA